UGUCUGAUCCUCCAGACUUCACGCACAGAGCAGUGACACAACUUGUCAGGAUUCAGACUAGACAGACCAUUCAUAAAACCCCAUCAACAACACAACAGCACGUCAAGCUGGACUCAUAUCAGCACACUUCUCCAGUUCAUCCUCUUUGACUUACUGUGCGCAUUGUUUUCUUGCGGUUUUUCACUUAUGUCCCUCAAAUCCAGCGAUGACUAUAAUCUGCGUAGUAUGAGCAAUCUGAUGGGCGAGAGGAGGAAGAGAGCGGCGGAUGAUGGAGAGCGGAGUCUCAUCAAGGCUCCGUCCAGCGCGAGCCUCAGCAGCGCCGGUCCCUCAGCAGCGUCUCCUGCGCCCGCGGACCUGGAGCGCGCGGCGCGCAAACAGUUCCAGCAGGAUGUCACGCCGGGUUUCGUCUACGUGCUGGCCGCGUUCUCCGCCAUCGGAGGCUUUCUGUUCGGCUAUGACACCGGGGUGGUGUCCGGGGCGAUGCUUCUGCUCAAGAGGGACAUGAAUAUAACUGCCCUGUGGCAGGAGCUGCUGGUGUCCGGGACUGUUGCUGCGGCGGCGGUGUCCGCGCUGCUCGGCGGGUGUCUCAACGGGUUGUUCGGGCGGCGGGUGUGCAUCCUCACGGCUAGCUUUGCCUUCGCCAUCGGGGGGAUAGUGAUGGGAUCUGCUCCUAAUAAGGAGGCACUGCUGGUUGGACGACUCAUAGUGGGACUUGGGCUUGGUAUUGGGUCCAUGACCAUUCCUGUGUACAUCGCUGAAACAUCGCCACCCCACCUGAGAGGACGCCUGGUCACCAUCAACACACUGUUCAUCACAGCGGGCCAAUUCAUAGCCAGCCUUAUCGAUGGGGCCUUCAGCUACAUGCAGCAUGGAGGCUGGAGGUAUAUGCUGGGUCUGUCAGUGGUCCCUGCAUUGCUGCAGUUCCUGGGGUUCCUCUUCCUACCAGAGAGUCCUCGCUGGCUCAUCCAGAAAGGUCUUACCCAAAAGGCCCGGCGCGUGCUCAGCCAAAUACGUGGCAACCAGAACAUUGACGAAGAGUAUGAUACUAUCAAAAGCAGUAUUGAAGAGGAGGAAAAGGACUGUGGAGGAGAGGGCCCAGUGAUCUGGCGCAUGCUGACCUACCCUCCGGCUCGCCGUGCUCUCAUUGUGGGUUGUGGACUCCAGAUGUUCCAGCAGCUUUCUGGCAUCAACACGGUCAUGUACUACAGUGCCACCAUUCUGCAGAUGUCAGGAGUACGUGAUGACAAGUUGGCCAUCUGGCUGGUGACUGUAACGGCGUUCACAAAUUUCCUGUUUACUCUGCUGGGCGUUUGGUUGGUUGAAAGGGUGGGCAGACGUAGACUUACGUUGGGGAGCAUCUUCGGUACUGUUUUGAGUCUUUGUGUCCUGUCUGUUGGCUUCCUCCUGUCAGCCCAACAUUCCCCUCCUGUUACACUACACCUGACGGACCCCACGACACCCAACUCCAGCUGCACAACACAUCUGUCGUGUGAGCCCUGUAUGUUGGACCCUAGCUGUGGUUACUGUUAUCAGGAAAACAGCACUGCUGUGUUCGCCUCCUCCUGUGUGCCCGUCAAUCCGGCCUCCACCGAGAGAGCAGCGUGGGGCAAGUGCUCCAACUCCACACAUAUGCCAGAUAGUGGUAUAUGGGCUUAUAACUUUUGCCCAACCUCUUAUUCAUGGGUUGUGCUCCUGGGACUUGUGCUAUAUCUCGCAUUUUUUGCCCCAGGAAUGGGGCCGAUGCCAUGGACGGUUAAUUCUGAAAUCUACCCUCUUUGGGCCAGAAGCACGGGCAAUGCUUGUUCGGCUGGGGUGAACUGGACCUUCAAUGUGCUGGUGUCUCUAACGUUCCUCCAUAUGGCCCAGUACCUGACUUACUACGGUGUAUUCUUCCUUUAUUCCAGUUUGGCUCUAUCUGGUUUCUUUUUCAUUUAUGGCUGCCUCCCUGAGACCAAGGGACGGCGACUAGAAGAGAUUGAGUCCUUGUUUUAUAACCGGCUCUGCUCGUGUGGCAUCUCGGAUUCUGAUGAGGAUCGGCAGGUGGAAUACAUCCGGGUAAAAGGGUCAAACUACCACCUAUCGGACAACGACGCAUCGGAUGUCGAAUAACACGUGUGAAACCUCUGGUUUGGCAUCGAUUGAGCAUCGCUCAACCCUGACGUCAGGUCCGCCCACUGUAUUGGUCAGGUUGAGCCUCUCUCAUCCAGACGUUCACCGCGAUGGCAAGAACAGGGUUGUAGAGCACACACA
Messenger RNA from Rhinichthys klamathensis goyatoka, 2250 nucleotides. It is a transcript of the gene slc2a13a, whose product is annotated as proton myo-inositol cotransporter. The transcript has 10 exons. Gene Ontology annotation, cellular component: membrane. Gene Ontology annotation, biological process: transmembrane transport. Gene Ontology annotation, molecular function: myo-inositol:proton symporter activity. Lineage: Eukaryota; Metazoa; Chordata; Actinopteri; Cypriniformes; Leuciscidae. The coding region runs from base 187 to 2109 and encodes 640 amino acids. The record is from RefSeq and is a predicted model, not a curated record.